GCUUGCUGCUCCAGCAUGACAUCAGGAGCGGGGAGCCAGAGCGCAGGCGCCGGGGAGGGGGAGCGAAGAUACAGGAGGCAGAGAGCGGUGCUCGCCAGCAUCCCCAUCGCUUCGGAGCGACUCCGGCGUGUCCCGGCCCCGCCCGGCAGCUCCCUCCGCCGGCCAGCGAGCCAGGGAAGGCAAGGAGCCGCCUCCCGCCCAGGGACCCCCUCCUGCCCCAUGCCCGGCACCAUGUCUGCGGGAGGAGACUUCGGGAACCCCCUGCGGAAAUUCAAGCUGGUUUUUCUGGGGGAGCAGAGCGUUGGGAAGACAUCCCUGAUCACAAGGUUUAUGUAUGACAGUUUUGACAAUACAUAUCAGGCUACAAUCGGAAUCGACUUCUUAUCAAAAACCAUGUACUUGGAAGAUCGGACAGUCCGAUUGCAGCUCUGGGACACGGCAGGCCAGGAGAGGUUCCGAAGCCUGAUACCCAGCUACAUUCGUGACUCCACAGUGGCUGUGGUUGUCUAUGACAUCACAAAUCUCAACUCCUUCCAGCAGACAUCCAAAUGGAUUGAUGAUGUCAGGACAGAAAGGGGAGGUGAUGUCAUCAUUAUGCUAGUGGGCAACAAGACGGACCUCGCAGACAAGAGGCAGAUAACAAUUGAAGAGGGAGAACAGAGAGCCAAAGAACUGAGUGUCAUGUUUAUCGAGACCAGUGCAAAGACAGGCUACAAUGUAAAACAGCUGUUCCGACGUGUUGCAUCUGCCCUUCCCGGCAUGGAAAGCGUUCAAGAGAAGAGCAAAGAAGGAAUGAUUGACAUCAAGUUGGACAAACCACAGGAUCCUCCAGCCAGUGAAGGAGGGUGUUCUUGCUAAUACAGAGCACAAGAUUGGUCAGCUUCAUUUGAUACCACACGCUUGUUGUGUUGCUUCCUAUUGGUUAGCUUCCUAAAGAAACAAAUUGAGUUAUCGGAUGGUGGAGGAUUUUUUUUCUCUCUGUCUCUAGGGAGGGGUGGGUGAAAAUGUUCAGAUUACAUCACUCUUAACAGCUGUUACUGAAACUUGCUAUUUUUUUGGUUUGGUUGUAAUAUAUUGUACUUUAUUAAAAUUGCCAAAACCAGUUCAACAUUUAAAAAGGAAAGUUUAAA
Molecule: messenger RNA, 1130 nt
Organism: Caretta caretta (loggerhead turtle)
Lineage: Eukaryota; Metazoa; Chordata; Testudines; Cheloniidae
Gene: RAB6B
Product: RAB6B, member RAS oncogene family
Molecular function (GO): GTPase activity; GTP binding
Source: RefSeq, a predicted model, not a curated record